Messenger RNA from Amaranthus tricolor (Joseph's coat), 2844 nucleotides. Its product is annotated as alpha-N-acetylglucosaminidase. The transcript has 19 exons. The record is from RefSeq and is a predicted model, not a curated record. Lineage: Eukaryota; Viridiplantae; Streptophyta; Magnoliopsida; Caryophyllales; Amaranthaceae. The coding region runs from base 186 to 2612 and encodes 808 amino acids.
CACACUUUCGUUUUUUCUCAUUUUUUCUCAUUUUUUCUCAUACGUUCAAUUGUUAAAGAUCCCAGGUUCAGUACCCUCAAAUAAAAUAAUAAAUGAUGGAUAGAAGUUGACGAAAAAUCCAAAAUUCAUCUAAACACAUUUCACCUGCUGCAUAUAGUUUCUUCAGUUGGGUUUCUAAGAAAAUUAUGUUCCAUUUCAAAUCAUUGUUACCUCUUUUAAUUUUGAUUUUGAUCUUCAGAAAAUGCACAUCACUUAAUUCAUUUCAAAAUUCAGAGCCAAUUAAGGCUUUGAUUAACCGUUUAGAUUCUCAACGAUCAUCUGCAACAGUCCAAGAAAAUGCAGUCGAAGGGAUUCUUCAGAGAUUGUUGCCUUCUCACUCUUCCAGCUUCAUUUUCAAGAUCAUUUCAAAGGAUGUUUGUGGGGGUGACAGUUGCUUCCAGAUUGAAAAUUACAAACAAUCAAGCAAAAAUGGGCCACUGAUAGUGAUAAAGGGAACCACAGCUGUGGAACUGGCUUCUGGGCUUCACUGGUACUUGAAGUAUUCAUGUGGAGCACAUAUUUCAUGGGACAAGACUGGAGGUUUUCAGAUUGCUUCUAUCCCAGAGCCAGAGUCACUUCCUUUUGUUAGAGAUGAGGGCUUGGUCUUCAAACGUCCUGUUCCAUGGAAUUAUUAUCAAAAUGUUGUGACUUCAAGCUAUUCCUUUGUUUGGUGGGAUUGGCAAAGAUGGGAGAAAGAGAUCGACUGGAUGGCACUUCAAGGAAUCAACUUGCCUUUAGCUUUUACUGCGCAAGAAGCCAUUUGGCAGAAAGUCUUUAUGGACUUCAAUGUCAGUAAAGAAGACCUGAAUGAUUUCUUUGGUGGACCGGCCUUUCUUGCUUGGGCACGCAUGGGAAACCUGCAUGGUUGGGGUGGACCAUUAUCACAAAACUGGUUGGAUCAGCAAUUGGUCUUACAGAAGCAGAUAUUAUCCCGUAUGUUGGAGUUAGGAAUGACCCCAGUCUUGCCUUCAUUCUCCGGAAAUGUACCUGCAGCACUAAGAAACAUUUAUCCUUCAUCAAAUAUAACCAGGCUGGGGAACUGGAAUACUGUUAGUGGUGAUCCCAGAUGGUGUUGUACAUUUCUUUUAGAUCCUUCUGAUCCAUUGUUUGUUAAGCUUGGUGAAGCCUUUAUUCAGAAGCAGAUCAAAGAAUACGGAGAUGUGACUGACAUAUACAACUGUGAUACGUUCAAUGAAAACUCUCCACCCACUGAUGAUCCAGCUUAUAUAUCAUCACUUGGGUCUGCUGUUUAUGAAGCAAUGGUCAAAGGUGAUAAACAUGCUGUGUGGCUUAUGCAGGGAUGGCUCUUUUAUUCAGAUUCUAAAUUUUGGAAGCCGCCUCAAAUGGAAGCUCUUCUUCAUUCUGUUCCCAAAGGGAAGAUGAUUGUUCUUGAUCUAUUUGCUGAUGUCAAACCCGUUUGGAAAAUAUCAUCUCAAUUCUAUGGCACGCCUUAUAUCUGGUGCAUGCUUCACAACUUUGGUGGGAAUAUUGAAAUGUAUGGUGUCUUGGAUUCUAUAUCUUCAGGGCCAGUUGAUGCUCGGAUUAGUGAAAAUUCAACAAUGGUUGGUGUUGGUAUGUGCAUGGAAGGAAUAGAGCAUAAUCCUGUUGUUUAUGAGCUCAUGUCUGAAAUGGCAUAUCGAAAUGAAAAAGUUCAACUUGUGGAAUGGAUUAAAACAUAUUCUCAUAGGCGCUAUGGUAAAGCCAUUCAUCAGCUAGAGACAGCUUGGGAAAUUCUAUAUCACACCAUUUACAACUGCACAGAUGGAAUUGCAGAUCAUAACAAGGAUUACAUUGUUGAAUUUCCUGACUGGGAUCCUGUGACCAACACGACUCUUUAUGUAACCACAGAAAACCAGAAACAAAAUCUUUUCAACUUACAAGGUAGCUCAAGGCAUUUUUUGCUUGAGUCGGGUCUUUCUUUGCCAUCCCCACAUCUGUGGUAUCCAACUCAAGAAGUUAUCAAGGCUUUACGUCUAUUUCUUGAUGCCAGAAACGAUCUUGUGGGAAGUCUUACUUAUAGAUACGAUUUGGUUGAUUUGACUCGACAAGCUCUUUCAAAGCUAGCAAAUGAUGCAUACCUGAAAGCUGUGACUGCUUUUCUGCUUAGAGAUAUAAAAGCAUUGGACAUUCAUUGCCAAAAGUUCAUUCAGCUCAUAAAAGACAUUGAGGAAUUACUUGCAUCUGAUGAUAAUUUUCUUCUCGGGACUUGGCUAGAUAGUGCCAAAAGGCUGGCUUCGAAUCCCAUGGAGAUGAGACAGUUUGAGUGGAAUGCCAGAACCCAAAUUACAAUGUGGUUCGAUACAACAGAAACCAAACAGAGCAAGCUCCAUGAUUAUGCAAACAAAUUCUGGAGUGGGCUGUUGGAAGACUACUACCUUCCUCGUGCAGAGACAUAUUUCAAUAAUCUCAGAAGAUCUUUGAAAAACAAUAAGAUCUUCCAAGCUGAUUUAUGGAGAAGGGAAUGGAUAUCCUAUUCAAAUAAAUGGCAAUCUGGUACAAAUAUCUACCCUGUUAAGGCUCGAGGAGAUGCUCUAUCUAUUGCAGAGAAAAUGUAUGCAAAAUACUUCAGUUAGGUCUUCAUUACGCUGUACACAUUUUAGUUACUGAACAAUGAGCAUUUGUUGUAUCAUGUAUGCAAUACCCCUCAUGCCCGCCAUAGUACAAAAUAUCAUUUGUAACCUUUGUGUGCUGAUAUGGAACCUGUGUACAGACUUAUCAGAUUUCGGUUUCGUAAUCAGAAAAACAUCAAUGCUUAUUUGUGAACUGUGUUCAUAAUGAAUCAAGAUAAUCCAAGUAUAUUUUACU